Nycticebus coucang (slow loris) is the source of this 8914-nucleotide messenger RNA. RefSeq names its product spermatogenesis associated 13 (gene SPATA13). The coding region runs from base 849 to 4625 and encodes 1258 amino acids. NCBI's taxonomy places the organism in Eukaryota, Metazoa, Chordata, Mammalia, Primates, Lorisidae. Gene Ontology annotation, cellular component: cytoplasm. The record is from RefSeq and is a predicted model, not a curated record. Gene Ontology annotation, biological process: lamellipodium assembly; filopodium assembly. The transcript has 17 exons. Gene Ontology annotation, molecular function: protein binding; guanyl-nucleotide exchange factor activity.
UCUCCCGCGGCUUCCCAGGCCGCCACCAGCUCCGAGGGGGCCAGCUGGAGCGUAGGCUCCUGUGAGAGCUCGGCGAGCUCGCGGCUCCUCCCGCAGUGGAGCCGGCUGUGGGGCGCAUGGACGUCUUGGAUGCGCUGACUUUGGAGACUCCGCCGAGUCGGGGCCGCGCGAGCCCUCAAAGAUGCCACCUGUCAAGAAAGCUGACUAAGAAGACCAGGAGAAUGAGCAUGGGAACAACUUGAAGUCAGAUGCAAAUGGUCCCCUAAAGACAGAGUUUCACUGUACCGCCCUCGGGUAGAGUGCCGUGGCGUCACACGGCUCACAGCAACCUCUAACUCUUGGGCUUACGCGAUUCUCUUGCCUCAGCCUCCCGAGCAGCUGGGACUACAGGCGCCCGCCACAACGCCCGGCUAUUAUACUAUUUUUUUUUAGCAGAGAUGAGUUCUUGGUCAGGCUGGUCUUGAACUCCUGAGCUCAAGGGAUCCUCCCGCCUCGUCCUCCCAAAAGUACUAGGAUUAUAGGGCAAAGUUCCAUUUGUAGAAGAGCCCCUCACCCAGGGGACGUGUUAUACACCCUCACAAUGUGCACGUUAGCAUGGAGGAUGGAUUCCUGGCUAAGAAGUUGAAGGAAGGUGGUCACAAGGCAGAAGUGACCACUGGUCUUAUGGAGUGCUGCAGGCUGAUAAGGCAGUGACCACCACGGAGGAACCUGAUGGGCACAGUAGUUGGCUGUGCCAGGCUGGUUGCCGCCUUGGAGAUGAAGGUCUUGAGCCAGGGCCAACGGACAGAGUUGUGCGGGUGGCCGUGAACCACACUGCCCCAUUGCCCCAGGUGCCCCAUCCUAGGAACAUGACAACAGCCCAGAAGGGCCACAGGCAAGGUGCCACAUCCAUCUGUUCAGUGUCCAAUGCAAAAGACCCCAAGAUGGUGACUUCUCCCAUAUGGCAGAAUGGCAGCUGUCGCAGCAGCCCCGGCAGAGACACAGAGGUCCAGGAACCCCGAGUCAGCCCUUCCAAGCUCAUGCGCCUCUUCUCCUUGAGUCGCAAGAGGUUGAGUACUCACCCAGACAGGCCCCGCUCUGUGGUCCUGGUGGGCAAUUCCUCAACAUGGAACGCCCUUGCCUCCUUCCGGAAGAUGGGAUCUUUCAAAAAAUUGAAAUCCUCAGUCCUCCAGGGAAUUCAGAACCGAGAGGAUUCUGAAGAUGCUUCAGAACAUGACCCAGGGAAACUCAUCCCAAAUGGUGCUAUAAUAGGCAUCCAGACAAGCAGGUGUGCCUCCUCAGGACAGGCGAGUGACCCCCCCAGGGUAGGGGACGGGGGUGCUUCUGAUUGCUCUGACCCUGAAGAGACUGAUGACGCUUUCCAGCGGAGCACUCACCGCUCCCGCAGCAUCCGCAGGGCCUAUGGCCUGGGCCGCAUCAGCCUGCUGGAUGCCGAUAAGCAGCACAGCCUCACGGUGCAUGGCCGUCCCCUGUCCUCUAUCAGCCAGGAGCCUGCCCUGUGUGAGAUCCUAGUGAAGGACCCCGAGAGUAAUAGCAUCAUCUAUAGGAAAAGCAACAGCACAGACAACUUGAACUUUCUCAAGAAGAGCUCCUUCAAAAGGAAGUCUACCUCCAAUCUUACAGACCUCAGGGUGGCGCAUGAAAGGCCAGUGCCCCAGAGGACCCUAAGCAAUUCUUCUGCAGACUCUGAAAAACUCAGUGGCUCAGAGAGAAGGACGAAAGGAUGGAAGAGCCCGAUAAGGGCCAAGGACUUUGACAGAGUCUUACGACUCGUAAGCAAUGUGACAGAUGCCGCCUGGAAGAGGGAGAGUCCCAAGAGCGGGGCUGCAUCCCCCCGUGAAGCACACCCGAGACUGUGGCAGCACAGUAGGCUGCACGAUGACUACUCUCGCCGGGCAUCAAGCAGCUCCGAGCAGGACAGAUGGCGGGGCGUGUGGCCGACGCACAGCGCUUCUGCACGCUGCGCCUCGGCCCUUGGCCUCAGCUCAGCCACUCCUCAGGGUCCCCGCAUAGACAUGGACACUGCAGUGUUUCCUAUCGAAGCCAAAAGCUCCCGUGCAUCAGAAAGUGAUGGUCCUUGUGCCAGCAGCUCCUCGUCAAGUUCACUUGCCCAGGAAGUGUUGAGCAAAGACUCCGAUGAAGCAAAUGCUGACAGCCAGUUUACAUUUGACCUGGAGCAGCCUCCUACCCCACUAAGGCCCACCACGCCCAAGCCCCAGAGCCCAGGGGCAGGAAGUGCCAAGUGUUCCAGCAAUCACAGUGCACUGUCCCUCAGUUCUGUUGAGAGUGAAGAAAGGGCAGAGGUGCCUGCUCAGAGAGAGCCAGGGCCUGUGUCAUUCCAGGAUUUGGUGCAAACCACACAUGGUGAUGAAGACAAUGGGAACCCUCAGCUGAGCCUCAGCCAGGUGGCCAGUCCAGAAGAAAAGGGGGAGGUAAGAGCUGAGGUUGUCACGGAUGAACCCUGGAGGCGAGUCUCAUCCCAGGAGGAGGAAAGGACAGAGGCACAGAGAAUCCCCAGAAGGAGAUGGGGUUCUGGAAGACGGCCACGGCCUCGGCCAUUCUCAGACUAUGGCCAGCUGGCCAGCCGCAGCUUGUCUAUACCUGAAGACUCAGUUGCCACAGAUCCCGAGGAGGAGGACCAAGUGGACACGGACCCUCAGGCGAGCAUGGCAGCUCAAGGACCUGCAGACCAGAAUGCUUCCAUGGGCUUCCCCAGAGGAGCACGGAGAAGACGCCCCAUUUCCGUGAUAGGUGGGGUCAGCUUCUAUGGGAACAACCAGACGGAGGAAAUAGAGGAUCUCCUGACCCAACCAGCAGCCAGGCCGCCCGUGCCUGCUCACCAGGUGCCGCCCUACAAGGCAGUGUCAGCCCGGUUCCGGCCCUUUACCUUUUCCCAGAGCACCCCCAUCGGGCUGGACCGCGUGGGACGCUGGCGGCAGAUGAGAGCAUCCAACAUUUCUUCAGAUGGAGUUACUGAGUCUUCUGCCUUAGUCGACGACAACGGUAGUGAGGAGGACUUCAGCUAUGAAGACCUCUGCCAGGCCAACCCUCGGUACCUGCAGCCGGGUGGAGAACAACUGGCCAUUAAUGAGCUGAUUAGCGAUGGCAAUGUGGUCUGCGCAGAAGCCCUGUGGGACCAUGUAACCAUGGAUGACCAGGAACUGGGCUUCAAGGCUGGUGAUGUCAUUCAGGUUCUGGAAGCCUCUAAUAAGGACUGGUGGUGGGGCCGGAACGAGGAUAAGGAAGCGUGGUUCCCUGCAAGCUUUGUCAGAUUGCGAGUUAAUCAGGAAGAGCUGUCGGAGAACUCCAGUGGCACCCCCGGCGAGGAGCCAGACGAGGAUGCCAGCCACGUCCACCACAGGCACUCCGAGAAUAAACACCAGAUGAGAACGAACGUCAUCCAGGAGAUCAUGAACACUGAGCGGGUCUACAUCAAACACCUCAAGGACAUCUGUGAGGGCUAUAUCCGACAGUGCCGCAAGCACACGGGAAUGUUCACUGUUGCACAACUAGCCACUAUUUUUGGAAACAUUGAAGAUAUUUACAAAUUCCAAAGGAAGUUUCUGAAAGACCUUGAGAAACAGUACAAUAAAGAAGAACCUCACUUAAGUGAAAUAGGAUCUUGCUUUCUUCAACACCAAGAGGGCUUCGCCAUCUACUCCGAGUACUGCAACAACCACCCCGGCGCCUGCCUGGAGCUCUCACAGCUCAUGAAGCAGGGCAAGUACCGGCACUUCUUCGAGGCCUGCCGCCUGCUGCAGCAGAUGAUCGACAUCGCCAUCGACGGCUUCUUGCUCACGCCGGUGCAGAAGAUCUGCAAGUACCCGCUGCAGCUGGCCGAGCUGCUCAAGUACACCACGCAGGAGCACAGUGAUUACAGCAACAUAAAGGCAGCAUAUGAGGCCAUGAAGAACGUAGCUUGUUUGAUCAAUGAGCGCAAACGCAAGCUGGAGAGCAUAGACAAGAUAGCUCGCUGGCAGCUGUCCAUUGUGGGCUGGGAGGGACUAGAUAUCUUAGACCGGAGCUCAGAAUUGAUUCAUUCUGGGGAACUGACCAAAAUCACUAAGCAAGGCAAGAGCCAGCAGCGGAUGUUCUUCCUCUUUGACCACCAGUUGGUGUCCUGCAAGAAGGACCUGCUCCGCCGGGACAUGCUGUAUUACAAGGGCCGGCUGGACAUGGACCAGGUGGAGCUUGUGGAUUUGGAGGAUGGGAGGGACAAGGACUGGAACCUCAGUGUGAAGAACGCCUUCAAACUCAUCAGUAAGACCACGGACGAGGUUCAUCUGUUCUGUGCCAAAAAACAGGAAGACAAAGCCAGGUGGCUCCAGGCCUGGGCGGACGAAAGGAGGCGGGUGCAGGAGGACCGGGAGAUGGGAAUGGAAAUUUCAGAAAAUCAGAAGAAACUCGCCAUGUCAAAUGCUCAAAAGGCAGGACAAGGGAAGUCAAAAGGCUACAGUGGAUGCCCUGUGGCCCCACCACACCAGGGCUUGCACCCACUCCAGCAGCGCCAUGUCACAGUGCCCCCCAGUGUCCCCCAGCAGCACGUGUUUGCCCUGGCAGAGCCCAAGAGGAAGCCCUCGCUCUUCUGGCACACAUUCCACAAACUCACCCCUUUUCGGAAGUGAAAAUGGAGGGCCAUAGUCCAACAAAGCAAGUGUCAAGAGGGAACCAUUUCUGUCUCUCCUAUGCUUAAAUCCAAGGAAAGUUCCUGGGACCCCAUGCUGAAAUCUUUCAGGGAUCAAUGAAGGAGAGAAGGACUUGGACUCACCUUCCAUCUUCAGAGACCCGGCUGCCUUCAUGGAAAGUCGUGAUGCUCAGCUUUAUCCUUCAUGAGAGCCCCUCACCCUGCAACCUGCUGUGAGGUGGCCAAGACUCAAGGGAGCACUGAGCCAGUGGCUCUAGCGAGUCUGGCCUGUUAGGGAUGGCAAGCUCCUGCUACAGCUCAGCACAGGCAUUGAGAGAUUUUCAGCUCCUAAGCAGGGACUAGAUUAGAAGAUCCCUUUUGCAUUCGAAGGGAGUCAUAGAGACAGGGUUGGUCCCACGCUGUCUCUUAUUAGCACGUGGCUGGGCACCCCUGGAAGGUGAGCUCUCUCUCCUUUCCCAGUGUUGGGGAACCUGCUGCUGUUGUGAGAUGCCCGUGGUAUUCUUUGGCGUCCGCAGCAGUCGCAAAAUGGUAGUGCAGCCUUUGCCUCGCUAGAUCUCUCUUCCUUACAAGCAAAGGGGAGAAGACAAUGAUGUGACUGUUGCCUGGCAGCACGGUCUGCUAUGGAGACUGACCCAAACAUCCUUGAGAUACUGCUGCUUUCAACCCAAAGCAGGAGAAACCUACUGAGUGUGGGGCUUGUCCUUAGGUCAGGCCCUCUCCUGCCUUGAGUAACUCCACGAGCAGAAGUCCUGCCCACAUGCCAUGACAUAGGAAACCCUGCCAUUCCAAUAACCUUUUGUGAUAUGAAGCCAAUUCUGAUUUUGAUGAUAAGUGAAUAUGACAACAGGCUGGUUGGAAGGCAUUCUCAAAGGGCACCCUUGCAGUGUUCCACACGUCCUCACCAAAUUGUAAGGAAAUUAUAAAGACACGUACCUUCGGUGGAGAAAACAUGAAGAGCAGAGCAAUCCUGCUUCCUGGAGAUUUGAAGCCGCCAUUGUCACACAGCACAUAACUGUGCCACCAGGAGAAUGUUGAUAGAUUUCUGAUGGCUAAUUCUUUAUAAAAGAGACCUUAACAAACUAUCAAGACUCAGAGAUAGCAGUCUUUUUUUUUUUUUUUUUUUUUUUAACGAAGGCCACACAGGCUGAUAACCUGCAGAUACGUUGUGUAUUUUGAUGAGAAUAAAUUUUGGCUAAGUCUGGAGAAGACAGGCUCCACAGGAGAGCUGCCAUUUUAACCUACUCAGUGCCCUGGAUAUGCAGCCUAGGGACUUCUGUUUGAAAAGCUCGUUUUUGAGUACCACUCUUGCAAAGUUCUUUUUCCUAGUAGACCAUGCUUGAGAAUAAACAAAUCUGUGAUGUCAAAAGCAAGGCUGUCAUCUUCAGUCUCCCAGCUGCGUGUUCUCCCUGCUCCCCAGUCUUCCCCUAUGUCGAGAGUGAUUAAGGGGGUGACAUCGCACAGUGAGAAAACAAACCCUUAGAGCGUUCCCUGACUGUUCACAGCCCUAUUCUGCCACCUUGGCAUGCUGGCCUGUGGGCAGCAUGGCUGAGGGAUUGCGGUGCCGCACAGCUGAUGGUCCCAGGGUUGCUCCUGCGGACCUUCACCCUGCGUGCCCUGAAAUAGAAGUUGGUCCUGUAGGAAACAUUCUGGGAGGUGCUAUGGCGUGAGCCUGGGUAUUUGUGUGUUUCCUUCUCAAAUAGACAUUUCAACAUUAGUUGUAUGUAUAUAACUGACAUUUUUACUAACAAAAUACAGUGAUAUAUUUUGGAAACUGAGCUUUUCCUGGACAUCUCAGCAAUAACUGUGUGGGGGUACAGUCUCUGUUCUAAAUAGAGUCAUUUGUAUGUACAGCAAUUUUGAACAAUUUUUUUUUAAUGUAAUAUGAGAGUUGCUUUAAGGAAGUGAAGAGACUCAUUUGCUUAUGUUACAUUUUCUUUUUUUUUUUUUUGAGACAUAGUCUCACUUUAUUGCCCUUAGUAGAGCUUACAGCAACCUGCAGCUCUUGGGCUAGGGUGAAUCUUGCCUCUGCCUCCCGAGUACCUGGGACAACAGGCACCCGCCACAACGCCCAGCUAUUUUUGUUACAUUUGCCACUGCUGUUUUAGCUGGCCGGGGCCAGGUUCCAACCCGUCACCCUUGGUAUAUGAGACUGGUGCCCUACCCACUGAGCCACAGGCACCGCUCAAAGAGACAGUUUUACUUCUUAGCCCCCACCCUCCCACAGUUUUGGCCGGGGCUGGGCUUGAACCCACCACCUCCUAUAUGGAGCUGGCGCCCUAUACUCCUUGAGCCACAGGUGCCACCUGCUUAUGUUACAUUUUCAGUGAGGAUCCAGUCACCCUUAGAGCUUCCAUUUCCUCCUAAUAAUCCACUCAUGGGUAAUGAAGAAAUGGCUUCCAAUUCUGUGGCCAGUCCUAAUUUAUUUCCCAGCUGAGCCCUAACUUCCGGUUCCCACCUACUGCUAUAGACUUCCUAGCAGAGUCACGAAUACCAGGACCUGCUUUUGUCUGGUUCGGCUCUAGUCCUGAGGCUGCCCCAGUCAGUCAUAGACAGUGUGAGAGUCACUCAAUCAAAUAUCAGUCCAAGUAGGACCUCCGAUUUUCAGGCGAUUUUGAAAACUGCUAAUGUAUUUUUAAAAGGAUAAAAGAUUUCUUGAAACCAUACAUCUAGCUUGGGUUUUAUUAACAAAUACCUGAGUUCUUCAAAGAAUGGAAGGCUCAGGUAUUCUCAUUUUUGGCUUCUCCAACUUCCUUCUUGAUUUAAGUGACAUGUUCCACUUGGAAAGAAAAGGAAAUAACAAAGAGCCUCCUCGGUGACUUGUGUGGGAAUUUCACUGGGAGUCUUGCUCCCUCCUGUCUGUCUGCCUUUUUGACUUUUCAUUUAAAUUAUGUGAGUGAGCAAAAAAAAAAAAUAAUAAUAAAAAAAUGAAGAGAAAAGGUGAUGCACUAUUUGGAUGAAUUUCACCUAAACUGAAUCUUUCAUGUUUUAGAAUUUGUCAAUUUUGCUGAAAGACAGUUGAAAUGGCCUUUGACCAAAAACAUCCUUCUCAAUUUUGAUCACCCCUAAAAUGUAUAACAAUCCUAUGACCAAUUAUAAAAUAGGGUAUUUGUGAAAUCUUAGAGUAAUAGUGUUCUUUAUCUUUGGCCUACAAACUGGAAAGAAGGUGGCAGCAAUUUGCCAGAGCUUUCCUGGGACACCAUCUGCAUAGAUUGUUUCCAUUAGAUCAGAUUUUUGCUUCCCAUUGGUAGAUGAAUUUUGUAGUUGAAAACAUUUUACUGCCAUCUCGGUGCUAUUUCUGAAUAUUGUCAGGCCUUUUAUAACUAAUCCAGACAAAGACGUAACACCAUGCCUGUUCAGGAAAUCCCCACCUUUUACAUUUCUGUUAUCUGGUCACAAUGCAGAAGUUCAUUUAAUUCAAAAUUGGUUCACGAUAGAAAUCUUUUAGAAAAGCCAGGUGAUCCAGAAAACUCCACACACCUAAAUUCCUGGUAUUCCUCAAUACAAAUCAACAUGUUUCCUAGCCAGAAAAGAAGAGCCCGAUGAGUAUUUCUGCAUUAUUAUUUCAUCAAAGAGAAGAGAAACAUGAAAGGCCCCUCUUACUAAUGUCCAUCAGUGGCUCAGAGGCCAGGGAUACUGGCCACAAAUCAACUUCUAGGUCAAACUGCUAACAGACCAGUUUUCCCUAUGAUAAGCUUAACCACCAAUUGUUCUCUCUGUUAAAAUUUCCUUUGGCUAGUGGCUGUUGUUUCCAGAAUGCAAUGAAAGUAGAGUUCAAAAGCUUUGAAAAAAGUAAGUGGAAAGUGGCUGAUGCUGAAGGAAGACAAGCAGAAGCUGAAAUCCUUGAUGAAGUUCACAAAGCAGCAGCACACUGUUCAUGAUUGCCGCGAGCUAUCACAUAGGCAGCCACGUUUUGUGCUUAGAAAAUACUUUGAACUGAUUCUGUAAUUUAAUUCUGGUCUUUUUUGUAAAUAUUAGCAUGCAUUUUGUAUGACUUGCUUACCUACUUUGCAAGGCCUUUGGCAGCCUUUUAACUCAUCAACCUCAAGGUGAUGUUCUCUGUGUAAUUCCAACGAUGGCCUCCAAACUGAUGAAUUUGCUGUGGACAGCUGAAGUAUGGUGUACAAGAUUGCUUUAACUUGAUAUGUAUUUUUGUCAAAUGAAGCUUUUUGUAAAAAAAAAAAAAAUACAAUGCUAUUUGAAUGAUUUCUUGUAAAUGCUGUGAAUCUAUAUUUGUUGUUUUGUAUUAUGUAUUAAAAUUAAUUUGCCAAA